UUUGGCUACGAUCAUUUGUCUACGGAACGGCGCCGCGUUAAGUUCGUUAGACGCGAAACGAAAAGGAAGUCUUGAGACGCCGACAAAAGUACAAAGAAAACCCUAAGCGAACCGCGCAUUCCGUUCGCAGUGUGUGCACUGUGUGUUGCUUUGGACGUUAGCCAACUCCAACUCCACCUCCUGGCUCGUACUUUUGGGCCAAGUACUGCGGCAAUUUGGCCCCCUGAGUGUUUGAGUGUUAAGCUGUGAAGAAAGUUCGGCGAGUGUGCGCCAGUGCGGCAGUUACGAAACGCGGUUUCCGCCGGCGAACCCAAAAAGAAACCCGGGUUCCAGCCAUAUACAUACAUCUAGAGAAUUACACACACACACACAAAUAGAUCUGUGAGGGCGAAAAAUGGGUCACCUGUCCACGUCGGAGCGAGUGUGCAGCAAGACGCCGGCCAUCGCGGGGGACUCCAGUCCGCCGCUCCUGGCCAGGCGCUCGAAGCUCCCCAAUGGUGAUGCCCAACAACAGGUGCGCCGUGGAGAGGACUCCUCGCCCGAACUGCCGCCCCGUGCCAAGCUCCAGCUGCCCCCCAAGCGGGAGGAGCUGCCCAGGUCGGUGGUGCCCAAGGAGAUCGCCAAGCACGUGCCCAAGGAUGCCAUCAAUCUGGAGGAGUACACCCGCACCUUUGUCGGCGAUCGCGUGCUGGGCUGGCAGUUCCAGGCUCCGCUCAAGUGGGACAAAGUCAUCCAGAUCUCGCUCCUGCACAUCGUGGCCUUCAUCUGCCUGCUGACCUAUCCGCUGCGUGAGCUCAAUCCGUACACCACCAUUUGGUCCUUCUUUAUGGGCGGCGUGGCCGGAUUCGGAGUUACGGCCGGAGCCCACAGGUUCUGGACCCACAAGAGCUACAAGGCCAACACCGUGCUGCGCUCCAUUCUGAUGGUCUGCUACUGUGUGGCUGGACAGAACACGCUGUAUGAUUGGGUUCGCGACCAUCGAGUUCAUCACAAAUACUCGGAGACGGAUGCGGAUCCCCACAAUGCCAACAGAGGCUUCUUCUUCUCGCACGUGGGCUGGCUGAUGAUGCUGAAGCAUCCGGAGGUACUGCGUCGUGGUCGCCAGAUCGACAUGAGCGACAUUCUGGCCGAUCCCGUGGUGCGCUUCCACCAGAAGUACUUCAUCCCCCUGAAGACCUUCUUCUGCUUCAUCUUGCCCACCAUCAUCCCGGUCUACUGCUGGGGCGAGACCUGGGCCCUGGCCUUCAUCCAACAGUGCCUGUUCCGCUACGUGAGCAGCCUCAACUUCACCUGGUCCGUCAACAGUGCCGCCCACCUGUGGGGAUCCCGCCCCUACGACAAGCGGAUCAUGCCCAGCGAGAACAUCUACGUCUCUCUGCUGGCCAUGGGCGAGGGAUGGCACAACUACCACCACGUCUUCCCCUGGGACUACAAGGCAGCUGAGCUGGGCAACUACACCGUCAACUUCACCACCAUGGUGCUGGAUGCGUUCCACAAGCUGGGCUGGGCCUGGAACAUGAAGCAGCCGUCCAAGGAGCUGGUGCGUCGCACCCUCGAGAAGUACGGCGAUGGCACCCACGCCUCCCAGCUGGGCGGACCCGAGGAGUUCAAGGACGGCGUGGUGGCCGGUGCCACCAUGGUGGGUCAUGUGCACUAUGCCGAGGUACCGGAUCCCGAGCUGGAGUACGAUGCCGAGUCGAGCAGCACGGAGAGCGCCAAGUUGGAUGAGAACGAGAACGAGGGCGAGCGGAUGAAGAAGUCGAAGAAGGCGGCCAACUAGGGACCUCGAGGAUCGGGAUACUGGCGUCCGGGCAUCCAGGUCGAGAUCGAGAGAUGGGCUCGCGGAUCACCGAUGGGAAGGAUCGUCACUUAAUCUUGCGUCUGUCUAUGCGAGGGCGGGACAUAGUCGAUAAUCGUUUUUUAAAUUAAACCCUAUUCUAUUCUAUCAUUAUCCAAACCAACACACCUGCACCGCAAUGGUUAACAAUCACAAUCACACUCACUCCAACACCCAACACCCAGCAAACAACAACUAACACUCAAACACCCAAAACACCCAAACAUCCAAACACCCACAUUCGCUCAUUUUCGUAUCUUCAUUUGUGUAGGUUUAGGUAUUUAGCACGGUACGACAUAAGUUAUAAGUCACACACAAAUUUACGUAUAGACGACAACAACAAAACUUGCUCUCCGUCCGAGACAAAUAAAAAGAAAAUAAAUAUUUACAAAUAAAAACAAUUCGAAAAUCCAAA
This is a messenger RNA of Drosophila santomea, 2252 nucleotides long. Its product is annotated as acyl-CoA Delta(11) desaturase. Gene Ontology annotation, biological process: unsaturated fatty acid biosynthetic process. The record is from RefSeq and is a predicted model, not a curated record. The transcript has 4 exons. NCBI's taxonomy places the organism in Eukaryota, Metazoa, Arthropoda, Insecta, Diptera, Drosophilidae. Gene Ontology annotation, molecular function: iron ion binding; stearoyl-CoA 9-desaturase activity. Bases 395 to 1780 code for a protein of 461 amino acids. Gene Ontology annotation, cellular component: endoplasmic reticulum membrane.